UUUGACAAUAAAUAAUAUUUCAGACUAAUGUAUCUGGCAAGAUGUGUGGGAAUUACUAACAUACGAAGGAUGUUUAAAUGACUUUAUUGUUUUUCGAAGUAUUCUCCACGAAGAUUAAUACACAUCUGCAUGCGCUCGAACCAAUUUUCGAAGCACUUAUUCCACUCGUUUGCUGGCAGAUCCAAAACGGCAUUUUUGAAUGCGUCAACUGCUUCUUCUGGUGACUGGAACCUUUCACCACGCAGUCUGUUUUUAAUUUUCGGGAAAGUAAAGAAAUCGUUAGGACUUAGAUCGGGACUAUAUAGAGGAUGGUCCAAUAAUUCCACGUUUUCUUCCGUUAAAUACUGCCUUGUUUUUUAGGCUGUGUGCGAGCUUGCAUUGUCUUGGUGGA
This is a messenger RNA of Acanthoscelides obtectus, 391 nucleotides long. NCBI's taxonomy places the organism in Eukaryota, Metazoa, Arthropoda, Insecta, Coleoptera, Chrysomelidae. The record is from the annotation of a GenBank genome assembly.